CCAUAUACAUGCUCUCCUUAUUUGCUAGAACUACAUUAUAUACCUUUGUGUGAGCGUAUCUAUCUCUCUCUUCAAUGUAGCUAGCAAUCAUUUUGCAUAUAAGAAAGAAAAAGAAGUUGCCAUUAUAAUCAAGAAAGAAGAGGUUGUGUAAUUAUUUGAUGGAAGUUAGCCGGAAAAUGGACUUGAAUCUCAAGGAAACUGAGCUAUGUUUGGGACUGCCUGGUGGAGAAGUAAGAGCAGCUAUUGCUGAUCAGAAUAAUAUUGAUUCCAUCAAUAAGAAGAGAGGAUUUUCUGAGACUGUUGAUCUGAAACUCAACCUUCAAUCCAAUGAUUCUUCUGGCUUAGAUCUGAAGAAGGAUAAAAUGAAGAAUCCUUCCAAGGAAACUUGUAACAAGGACUCAGCCAAACCACCGGCAAAGGCGCAAGUGGUGGGUUGGCCACCAGUGAGAUCUUUUAGGAAGAACAUAAUGGCACAAAAAGGCAGCAGCAUUUGUGAAGAAAGUGAGAAUUCGAAGGGAGGAAGCAGCAGUGCAGCAUUUGUGAAGGUCUCAAUGGAUGGCGCACCUUACCUUCGAAAGGUAGACUUGAAGAUGUACAAAAGCUACCAACAACUCUCUGAUGCUUUGGCCAAGAUGUUCAGCUCCUUUACCAUGGGUAAUUAUGGGGCCCAAGGAAUGAUAGAUUUUAUGAAUGAGAGGAAACUGAUGGAUCUCCUCAACAGUUCUGACUAUGUACCUACCUAUGAAGAUAAGGAUGGGGACUGGAUGCUCGUGGGAGAUGUACCUUGGCAGAUGUUUGUUGAUUCAUGCAAGCGUUUACGCAUAAUGAAAGGAUCUGAAGCUAUUGGACUUGCACCAAGAGCCAUGGAGAAAUGCAAGAGCAGGAGCUGAAAAUGUUGAUGAAGCAGUUUAGUUGAGGAGGAAGUUGUGGUUUCCAUGUGUCUGUAUUUUUAUUUGAUGGUAUAUGUAGAUAAUUCAAGAAAUGAUCUUUGGAAAUUUGUUGUGGAAAAGAAGCAGCAAUAAACAGAAAACCCUAAUGUCUGGUUUGUUUAUUACUAAUGGGGCUUUAAUAAUUGUCCCUCAAUUUCUUUCUCCUCUUUGGGUGGUUACGUUGUUCUUGUCCUCGCUGUUAUAUAUAGUGAUUGAGUGUUUUAUUCCUUCAUUUAAAUGACAUUUUUCCAGUAACCGGAUUUUCCGCA
Nicotiana tabacum (common tobacco) is the source of this 1198-nucleotide messenger RNA. RefSeq names its product auxin-responsive protein IAA14. Gene Ontology annotation, cellular component: nucleus. NCBI's taxonomy places the organism in Eukaryota, Viridiplantae, Streptophyta, Magnoliopsida, Solanales, Solanaceae. Gene Ontology annotation, biological process: regulation of DNA-templated transcription. The record is from RefSeq and is a predicted model, not a curated record.